AUGGCCUUCUGUCAUCCCGGGUCCAAGCUCCGGCGCGCAUUGAUAAUGAUGGGCAAAGGUAACUGUCGCUUUAGGAAGCUGGGUCGGCAGAGGCGAAUCGGGAGCUAGAGCGCGCGGGUUUGCGUCCAAGACAAAGGUUCCUGUGCUUCUACGCGCUGAAGUCAGCGAAUGCAAUGUCACGAUGCCGCCUUGCGGUAUAUUCCACAAGCCAUACCUAUUAGGCAGGAAGAGAUUGGGGGCUUUUGGCGCGGCACAGGACUUGACAGUGGAUGGUUGCGACCUACUUAUUGCAGAAGCCACCACUUAUUUCUUGGGUCCCUUUGGCGGCGUGUGGAGUUGCCAUGAAAACAUCGCCAUUGGCCUUUGGGAGCCCCGGGCACGGUAA
This is a messenger RNA of Clonostachys rhizophaga, 385 nucleotides long. Lineage: Eukaryota; Fungi; Ascomycota; Sordariomycetes; Hypocreales; Bionectriaceae. The record is from the annotation of a GenBank genome assembly.